Molecule: messenger RNA, 751 nt
Organism: Pseudomassariella vexata
Lineage: Eukaryota; Fungi; Ascomycota; Sordariomycetes; Amphisphaeriales; Pseudomassariaceae
Exons: 2
Coding region: 154-561 (135 amino acids)
Source: RefSeq, a predicted model, not a curated record
CAGGUCAUUGGCGCCGUGCGUAACAAGACGCGAGCAGCCGAGGUCGUAAAGCAUAUUGAGAAACUGUAUGGCAAGGUCAUCCAGAUGGACAUGACUAAGUCCAAGCCCAGAAUGUAGGAAAAUAUCAAGACCGCAAAGGCCAUAUACGGCAAGAUGGACAUUUUAGUGGAAAAUGCAGGCUAUUACUGCAGGGUCAAGGCCUACAAAACUUCGCAUCAAGCCAGAAGUAGCCAUCAGACAAAAAACAAAACAUCUCUUUUUGGCCUCCGCAUAAAUCUCCAACUUCCACGGCCCCCUAUACGCGAUGCAUGCCGUGAUUCCUGGCAUGCGCUCUUGGAAAUCUGGCACCAUCGUCAACGUCAGCAAUAUCGAAGGCCAAGACGGAGUCCCGAAAGCGGCUUUUAUACAACAAGAAAGUUCGCGCUCGAGGGUCUUAGUCAGUCCAUGGCGCGCGAGGUCGCCAAGUUUGGCUUCUCAGUUCUCAUCGUCGAGUCGGCAGCUUCCCGCGCAAAUUUUCUUGGGCCAUUGGUGCAUAAAGAAAGGGUCUGUGUGAGGUGUUGAGGAUAGGGUCGUUUUGGAAUGCGUUGCAGCGUUUCAGCGUUUCCGCGAUGCGAAUGGUGCGCAGAAGGGGGUCCGGCGAAGGCGGUAGAUCCUGUUUUUGAAGUGGUUAGAGGGGAGAUGGUCGCUGGAGCUUUUUAGGGGACGAUUUUGCAAUUGCAAUUGGGGAAGCAUUGACUUGCUAAGACUCAAG